AUGAUCAAGCCGGCACUCACUCUACUUCUACUGGUACUGACGGUCCACCUAGCGGCAUCGGCCUACGUGCGCAGCGACAUCGUGGGCAAUCGCCCGGGCCUGCCGCAGCAGAACUCGUCCCUGAUCCAGGCCAGCACGUUCGACGCCACCCUGGUCAACCCGUGGGGCCUGGCCUUCGGCCCGACCACCCCGGCCUGGAUCGCCGCCAACGGCGCAAGCACCCUGGCCCUCAUCUCGGGCAGCGGCUCGGUCUCGUCGCUUAAGGUCGCUGUCGGCACGGACACGCCCACUGGCCUGGUCUUCAACCCAUAUGCCACGGACUUCACCAUCCCAUCGGCCUCAUCCACGUCGACGUCGGGGUCGUCGAUGAUGAACCUGACCGGGGGCACACCGUCGCUCUUCAUCACGGCGACGGAGCAGGGCAACAUUUGGGCGUGGGGCGCCACCCUGAGCAGCCUCACCUCGGCCGUGCGUGUGGCCAGCAGCCCCUCGAGCGUGUUCAAGGGCCUCGCCAUCGCCGCCAACGGCACCGCGCGCUUCCUCUACGCCGCCGACUUUGCCAACAGGGAGGUGGUGGUGUUCGAUAGCGCGUUCCGGCGUAUCAACAUGACCGGCCGCUUCGUGGACCCCGACAUCCCCUCCGACUUCUCGCCCUUCAACGUGGCCAACAUUCUGGGCGACAUCUUCGUAGCCUACGCUCAGCAGAACGCCUCCACGCCCGGCGAGGAGCAAACCGGGACUAGUCUGGGCUUCAUCUCCGUGUUUGACCCGAGCGGCCGACUGGUCCGUCGCUUCGCCUCGCGCGACGUGCUCGACGCGCCGUGGGGAAUGGUGCUGGCCCCGCUCAGCUUCGGCGAGUUCGGCGGCAGCCUGCUGGUGGGCAACUUCGGCGACGGCCGCAUGUGGGCAUUCGACUUGGCCACAGGGCAGCGCCGCGGGCAGCUGCGGACGACCGACAACCGCGAGAUCGUGGCGGAGGGCCUGUGGGGCAUGGCGUUCGGCAACGGCGCAAUGAACCAACCGACCAACACCCUCUUCUUCAACGCCGGCAUCAACGACGAGGCGGACGGCCUCUUUGGCCGCAUCGAGCCUGCUCCCUCCAACGCCACCAGAUCAGCCUAG
Molecule: messenger RNA, 1122 nt
Organism: Acanthamoeba castellanii str. Neff
Lineage: Eukaryota; Discosea; Longamoebia; Acanthamoebidae
Exons: 2
Coding region: 1-1122 (373 amino acids)
Molecular function (GO): protein binding
Source: RefSeq, a predicted model, not a curated record